AUGAGCUGGAUGCUGCUCAGAGACCUCCUAAGUGGAGCAAAUAAAUACUCGACCGGGAUCGGGCGGAUCUGGCUGGCUGUGGUGUUCACCUUCCGCCUGCUGGUCUACAUGGUGGCAGCAGAGCACGUGUGGAAAGACGAGCAGAAAGAGUUUGAGUGCAACGUUAGACAGCCUGGUUGUGAAAAUGUGUGUUUUGACUACUUCUUCCCCAUCUCCCAGGUCAGGCUUUGGGCCUUACAGCUGAUCAUGGUCUCCACACCGUCACUGCUGGUGGUUCUGCACGUCGCCUACCGCGAGGGCAGAGAGAAGAGACACAGGAAGAAACUCUCCGUGAGCCUGGGAACGAUGGACGGGGGCCUGUGGUACACUUACCUCACCAGCCUCAUUGUUAAAAUCGGUUUUGAAAUUGGCUUCCUGGUCUUAUUUUACAAGCUGUAUGACGGCUUCAGGGUCCCGGACCUGAUGAAGUGUGCUGUGGAGCCUUGUCCCAACACUGUGGACUGCUUCACGUCCAAGCCCACCGAGAAAACCAUCUUCACCCUCUUCAUGGUGACUACCUCAUGCCUGUGCACUGUGUUGAAUUUCAUCGAACUGAGCUUUCUGUUUCUCAAGUGCCUGCUUAAGUGCUGUCUCCAAAAAUACUGUAAAAGACUCAAGCCCUCAGUGUGUGAGUGCCCCCCUCUCAGAUAUGCUGAACGUGGUGAGGCUGGGGCCCCUCGGCUACUCCAGGGUCACCAUUCAGCCUCCGCCAUAAGCACACCCCAGUGA
Molecule: messenger RNA, 768 nt
Organism: Miniopterus natalensis
Lineage: Eukaryota; Metazoa; Chordata; Mammalia; Chiroptera; Miniopteridae
Gene: GJB7
Product: gap junction protein beta 7
Biological process (GO): cell-cell signaling
Cellular component (GO): connexin complex
Molecular function (GO): gap junction channel activity
Source: RefSeq, a predicted model, not a curated record